UUCCUCUUUUUCGCACACACACACACACAAAUAUACCAAGAAACUAUCAAAAAUGAAUAUUCUUUAACAAACCAAUAUUAAAAAUAAACCAAAAAGCUACAACCUUUACAGUAGAAAAUUCAGUUGAAUACACAAAAAGAAAGAACAAUUGUGUGUUGUUGUGUUACAAGUGAGUAAUAUGGGAAAAGUGGUGGUGGGUGCAGCAGUAGUAUGUACAGCUGCAGUAUGUGCUGCUGCUGUUUUAUUAAUGAGGCACAAAAUGAAAAAUUCAGGUAAAUGGGCUAAAGCUAUGGAUAUAUUGAAAGAGUUUGAGGAGAAGUGUGAAACUCCAAUAGGAAAACUUAGGCAAGUGGCUGAUGCUAUGACUGUAGAGAUGCAUGCUGGACUUGCUUCUGAAGGUGGUAGCAAACUCAAGAUGCUCAUUAGCUAUGUUGAUAACCUCCCCACUGGGGACGAAACCGGUCUGUUUUAUGCAUUAGAUCUAGGCGGCACAAACUUCCGUGUGAUGCGUGUGCAGUUGGGCGGGAAAGAAAAGCGUAUAGUUAAACAAGAAGUUAAAGAAGUUUCAAUUCCAAAGAAUGUGAUGGCUGGAUCGUCAUCUGACGCGUUAUUUGAUUUUAUUGCCACGGCGCUUGUAAAAUUUGUUGCUACAGAAGGCGACGAUUUUCAUCUUCCACCCGGUAGACAAAGGGAGUUGGGCUUCACCUUCUCUUUCCCAGUUAAACAACUGUCAAUUGCAUCAGGAACUCUUAUUAAAUGGACAAAGGGCUUCUCUAUAGAUGAUGCGGUUGGCCAAGAUGUUGUUAGAGAGUUAACAAAAGCAAUGGAAAGGGUCGGUCUUGACGUGCGCGUGGCUGCUUUGAUCAAUGAUACUGUUGGAACAUUAGCAGGAGGUCGGUAUAACAACCCUGAUGUCAUUGCUGCAGUAAUAUUGGGUACUGGAACCAAUGCAGCAUAUGUUGAGCGGGCAAAUACGAUUCCCAAAUGGCAUGGUCUGCUGCCUAAAUCAGGAGAUAUGGUUAUUAACAUGGAAUGGGGUAAUUUCCGCUCAUCACAUCUUCCGGUAACAGAAUACGACCAAAGUCUUGACGCUGAGAGUUUAAACCCAGGGGAGCAGAUUUAUGAGAAGAUGAUUUCCGGGAUGUAUCUUGGAGAAAUUUUGCGCAGAGUCUUGUGUAGAAUGGCUGAAGAAGCUUCAUUUUUUGAUGAUUAUGUCCCACCAAAACUGAAAACUCCAUUCAUUUUAAGGACUCAGGACAUGUCUGCUAUGCAUCACGACAAGUCUGCUGAUCUCAAGGUGGUUGGCGACAAGCUGAAGGAUAUCUUAGAGGUACCUAAUUCUACCUGGAAAAUGAGGAAAAUAAUUGUUGAGCUAUGUGACAUUAUUACCUCUCGUGGAGCUCGUCUUUCUGCAGCAGGAAUCGUGGGUAUCCUCAAGAAAUUGGGAAGAGACACUUUGAAGGAUGGAGAGAAGCAGAGGUCAGUAAUAGCUGUUGACGGUGCAUUGUUUGAGCAUUACACAAAGUUCAGAAAUUGCAUGGAGGGAACUAUUAAAGAGUUGUUGGGAGACGCCGCAGAAAACAUAGUCGUUAAGCUUUCGAAUGAUGGUUCUGGUGUUGGAGCUGCACUAUUGGCUGCUUCUCAUUCCCAGUACCUCGGACUCAAGGAAUCUUGAUCAUGGUCAGAGUGAUAGAAAAAGCCUUAGAUGGUUUCUACAUUUAUUAUCGCCCCAUACCUCGUAAAAGAGAACCCUCUUCUUUGGUCCCAUACAUUUUGGUAAUGAUAAUGAUAUGAGUUGAGCUUAAUGAAAAAGUGAGAUUCAUAUCGUCGACCCCAACAUGUUCGAGAUUGAGGAAUAGUUGUUGUUGUUGUUGUUUAGUUGCCACAUUUUUUGUAAUCUUUACAAGAUUCUCUGUUGCCAAUAAGUUUUAGUAGUGAGGUAGUUUGUUGUUGUUGUUUAGUUGCCACAUUUUUUGUAAUCUUUACAAGAUUCUCUGUUGCCAAUAAGUUUUAGUAGUGAGGUAGUUUGUUGUUGUUGUUUAGUUGCCACAUUUUUUGUAAUCUUUACAAGAUUCUCUGUUGCCAAUAAGUUUUAGUAGUGAGGUAGUUUGUUGUUGUUGUUUAGUUGCCACAUUUUUUGUAAUCUUUACAAGAUUCUCUGUUGCCAAUAAGUUUUAGUAGUGAGGUAGUUUGUUGUUGUUGUUUAGUUGCCACAUUUUUUGUAAUCUUUACAAGAUUCUCUGUUGCCAAUAAGUUUUAGUAGUGAGGUAGUUUGUUGUUGUUGUUUAGUUGCCACAUUUUUUGUAAUCUUUACAAGAUUCUCUGUUGCCAAUAAGUUUUAGUAGUGAGGUAGUUUGUUGUUGUUGUUUAGUUGCCACAUUUUUUGUAAUCUUUACAAGAUUCUCUGUUGCCAAUAAGUUUUAGUAGUGAGGUAGUUUGUUGUUGUUGUUUAGUUGCCACAUUUUUUGUAAUCUUUACAAGAUUCUCUGUUGCCAAUAAGUUUUAGUAGUGAGGUAGUUUGUUGUUGUUGUUUAGUUGCCACAUUUUUUGUAAUCUUUACAAGAUUCUCUGUUGCCAAUAAGUUUUAGUAGUGAGGUAGUUUGUUGUUGUUGUUUAGUUGCCACAUUUUUUGUAAUCUUUACAAGAUUCUCUGUUGCCAAUAAGUUUUAGUAGUGAGGUAGUUUGUUGUUGUUGUUUAGUUGCCACAUUUUUUGUAAUCUUUACAAGAUUCUCUGUUGCCAAUAAGUUAUAGUAGUGAGGUAGUUCAA
Nicotiana tabacum (common tobacco) is the source of this 2768-nucleotide messenger RNA. The record is from RefSeq and is a predicted model, not a curated record. NCBI's taxonomy places the organism in Eukaryota, Viridiplantae, Streptophyta, Magnoliopsida, Solanales, Solanaceae.